Molecule: messenger RNA, 1681 nt
Organism: Spodoptera exigua (beet armyworm)
Lineage: Eukaryota; Metazoa; Arthropoda; Insecta; Lepidoptera; Noctuidae
Source: the annotation of a GenBank genome assembly
AUUCAAUGAACGUGAUUUUUAACUGUCAAUGUGUCUGUCACUAUCCUUGUCACUGACAGUGUCACUGCAAUUCGGCUGUCACUAAUUCUUGUCAAAAUAAGGCUAAAUUAGGUACUGAUUAGAGUGACUUCUAGGUUUUAGAUUAGAUUUAUAGUAAAAUUAUUUAAAAUCGAUAGAUAUUUGCUCAAUAUGUAGGAUAGUACAGUUAAGAUUGAUGUUAAUUGUUUGUAUGUAUGAAAACAAAAUGUCGUUGGAACAAACAGCUUGCGAUGAUUUAAAGGCCUUCGAGAGACGCCUAACUGAAGUUAUAGGAUGUCUGCAACCAGCUACUAUGAGAUGGAGAAUUCUACUGACAGUUGUGUCUGUUUGCACAGCAAUUGCAGCAUACCAUUGGUUGAUGGAUCCGCUCACACCAGUAGUCUCCCUCACACAGUCUCUAUGGAAUCAUCCAUUUUUUGCCUUUACAUCCACUUUUCUAGUUUUGCUAUUCAUGAUGGGAGUGCACAGAAAGGUAGUAGCGCCAAGCAUCAUCACGGCUCGCACGCGCUCCGUACUCAACGACUUCAACAUGUCGUGUGACGACACAGGCAAGCUCAUCCUCAAGCCACGCCCCGCCAACACCUAGCACAUCAUCAAUGUACAUAUUUUUUAAGCUAAGAAUAAAUUGUUUCAUUGUUUAUACGACUUUUACUUAAAAUAAAACAACAGUUUACAAGAAUCUAUCCAAGUUUAUUUAUUACUUAUAACUUUGGUGUGUUUAUUAUAUACAAUAAAUAAAUGAUAACUAAGAAAAAUAGGUCUAUCAUACAAAACCACCUUAAACAAUAACAAAAUGUUGCAGUUCAAAUAAUGCAUACAACAAUUUCACGUAACCACAUAGUAAAUAUUAUGAUUGCAUUUUAUUAACUUUCUAGAAGAAUUUACUAAAGAUUUUGCUAAAGUAUUAACAAAUGCCAGUGCUAUAAUAAAUUCUGAGUAAAUAAUGCAAGUACCUAAAUUGUUUAAAGUUUUAACGUAAACAGUUUUAAAUAAUAUAACGGUUUCUUUCUACUCACAAACACUCACGGCGACUUUAGAGAGUCCCUCCUAUAAUUUAGUGUUCUACGAUCAUAAGCAUUCAAUACUUUUAGUUCCGCCCAUCUAAACACUACUAACUUUGCUCAAAGUAUGCUUAGACUCAACAUGGAGUGAAUGGAAUUAUUAUAUCUUGGAAUAAUUUUAGAAAACUUAUGUAUUAUUAAAAAAAUAUUGUAUAAAAUUUACUUAUUUGGGCAGUGUUAAUUUAGGGAACGAUAUUAUUUAUUCAAACCUUCAAUUCCUCACAGCAAAUGCAAUUCGGAGUGCACACCUGAGUCGUACCUAUACAUGCAAGCAACAGUCGCAAUUACAAGAUAAUAUUCAACAAGGGUACUAUAUUAAAUAUAAUAAUAACUAUAAUAAAGUAUUGUGCUGACUGUGCAUAGUAUAACUAACCGUCCUAAGUUCAUAAUUUUACUUAAUCUAACAAACUAUACACGUAAGACAUGUGUUUGUGCUUAGUGAUAUACUGACAGCUAUGUUACGUACCAAUGAAUAUGAAUUGAAUGGGUUAACAAAUUAGAUUUUAAUUAACAUUUGUAUAUUUAACAUUACGGUCUACACGACGAGCCAAGUUUUUUACCGAUCUGAAGAAAAAGUCAUA